CCAGUUGUGAAACAAACCUUGUCGCAGUCGAUCUGGGAAGAUGUUCAUGAACCAGUGGAGUUAUAUCUCGAAAUAUUGUGGACUUGUAUGUGAGGAGAGUAGGACUGUGUUUGACUGGUUUUUAUAACACACAACUAUAUUAUUUAAUACCCGUCUAUAGAUAUAUUUCCAUUCAACAACUGCUGACGUUCUUGGUCAGCUGGUCUGAAACUGUUGCAUGAAUAUGGAUGCGACUGUGCCGGAAAAAGAAACUACAAAUGAAAAACGAAAUUGUAAAGUAUUAAUUAUAGGUGCCGGUAUAGCAGGAAUAGCUGCCGGGAACCAUCUUAUAGAGUCCGGGUUCAAAGACUUCAAAAUAAUUGAAGCCUCUGAUCGAACUGGAGGGCGAAUUUGGACCAUAGACGUCGAUGACGACCAUAACAAAGUGGAGUUAGGUGCCAACUGGAUCCAUGGCAUCGAGAGAAAUCCCAUAUUUAAGAUAGCUUAUGACAACAAUCUGUUGGAACUGCGGCAUGGUGACAAAGGUCUACGUCACAAGAACAUGUUUCUUACUGAGGAUGGGGAGGAAAUCAAUGAGCGGACUGUGAACCAAAUCAACCUCAUGUAUGGGCAACUUAUUAUCCAGGCCGAGGAUUAUUAUCAGAGCAACAUUCCCACUCCAGAGGAAAAUGACAGUGUUGGUGCAUUCUUAGAACGGGAAUUUUCAGCAAUGAUUGAAAGGUAUUCCAAUGGAGACCGUCAUAUACGGGAAAUUUUAUUUGACCAAAGGAAACUGCUGGAGUGCUGUAUAUCUGGUUGUGACACGCUACACGAGGUGUCACUGAGUGAGUUUGGGGGUUACCAAGAACUGCCAGGAGUUCACUACUCCAUUCCCAAUGGCUUCAGAUCAGUGUUAAACAUUCUCAAGAAAAACAUCCCCACAGAAAACAUACUGCUCAACACCCCAGUCAAAUGUGUGCACUGGAAUCGCAAGCAUUCCGAUGACAACCAGUAUGAGGUCAAAGUUGAAUGCGAGAAUGGAGAGGUGUUCUAUGCAAAUCAUGUGAUAGUGACUGUCUCACUGGGUGUUUUGAAAGCAGCCUGUGAUCGCAUGUUUGACCCACCGCUGCCACCAGACAAGCUGCAGUCCAUUGACCGUGUGGGAUUUGGCAUUGUGGACAAGGUGAUAGUUCAGUUUGAUGAGCCAGUCACACCUCCAGAAUUAUUUCAUGUUGAAAUGUUAUGGGAUAAGACUAAAGUUGAAAUUCCAGAUCUCAGGCAUACCUGGUAUCGCAAAAUUUACUCCUUAGAGGUUACUGCAGGCAAUAUUCUUGUUGGUUGGCUUAGCGGAAAAGAAGCCCUAUACAUGGAAUCUUUGACAGAAGAACAAGUGGGACAAGACAUUGUUUCAUUCUUAAAGAAAUUCCUCAAGAAAAAAGACAUUCCUCAACCCAAGAAAGUCAUCAGGACCAGGUGGGGAAAUAACCGUCACACCAGGGGGUCCUACAGCUUCAUCCAAGUGGGAGCCAGUAUGAGUGACACUGAGGUCCUUGCCGAGCCUGUAUAUGGAUCCGCAUCAGACAAGCCACAAUUGCUGUUUGCUGGGGAAGCAACACACUCUGAAUACUACUCCACUACACAUGGCGCCCUCGAAACUGGGAAGAGGGAGGCAGCACGUAUCCUGGAGAUGUACAACAUGUGAGAUACUUCAUAUCCAGUCAAUGUUACCAGGGAUCAGGGGACCUGUUAAAUUUUCUUUUAGCCAAGAAUGUACUGGAAUGGAACAUUUUAAUGCAAGGAAUCUUUGAUGACAGAUAUUGACUUCCAUUCUGUGUACUCUGUCCAGUUUCUCAUGAUUGAUAUUUGCAAAGAAGAUUGGGGAGUUACAUUCAUUCUUUGUGUCGUUGGAAAUUGAGGAUCAUGUGAUUUAUGAAGAUAUUGCAAACCUGUGCAACUAUUUCAUGAAAAAUGACAAUCAUUCUGUCAUUUUUUUUCUGUUCAACUGACAAAUGCCAGGCUGACCAUCAGUUUGUGAUGGGAACAUAACUUUGUGCGUAUGGAGAUAUUUGUAUGACGCUAAGAUAUAUGCGACAUGUAUAUUUGAAUUGAAAGUGCUAUCCUGACUGAGAGGACAGUUUUUGUAGAACUACUUCAAUGUGUUUCGUGCAAAAUUGUCUUUUUUCCAAGAGGAGAUGAGACCCAUGGAUUACAUUUUGUACGGUAACAGCAGAUGUGUGGUUCAGACUUUUGUCACACAUAAAGUAGGGUGCUUGGUUACACAUGUGUUCAGCUCAAAGUUGGAAAGGAAGAACUGCCUGUAUAUAUAUAUAUAUAUAUAUAUAUAUUCAUGUAUACCAUAAGUGGAUAGUGUUGUAUAAUCACCUAUUGAUCAGGAGACGGUAGUUGAGAAAUUAUAUCCGUGAUUGUGUGAUUGAUAUCUACAUCAAAGUGAAUGAAGACAAUAAAAGUUUGGAUGUGUUAAUUCCUUGUGUAUGCCCUAUUGUUGGUGAAUAUGUUGUAAUGGAUGAGUAUAGAUUUAUGCAGGACCUUCAGUCUACCUGUAGGUCUUGUACUGUGGUGCUGAACCACACAAUAAUGUGUGUAAGGAUUCCUUGUAUAGACCAAUGUCUGCAUAAGUAAAUACAUUCAGGAACUGGAGGCUAGCACUACUGCACCUGAAAAAAAUGUCCACCCAUUGGAAGUGAGUUUGAAUCAGCUAUGUCAAGUUUGACUGAAAUGUGAUACUUGUCAUUAUAAUAAUCGGUCCUAAUGUGUUGCUGUUUUAAUUGUUUAAUUAUGGCUUUAUUAGCAAUGCAGGCCAAACUUGUCUUAUUUACAAAAUCUAGUCUUGGAGUUGGACAAUGUAUGGUCACUGUUAAAAAUCAUUAUUGUAUGUAUCGAUAGUUUGGUAGUUUUGGUCCUUUCCAGAUCUUCAGUUGUCAGGAGUGAAAGAGGACUUUUAUAUCAGAUGUGUGGUCAUCACUGUGUGAUGUUUUAUAUACUUCCAUUUCAUUACUGCUCUCUUCAUUCAUAUGUCUUAGUAACAAAAUUUAAAAUUUGAAAUAUUGAGGGAAAAUGGUUAUGCUACACUUAUCACAGCUUUAUGUAAAAUUGUAAAUUAGUUUAAAUCAAAUGACAUCAGAAAAAAAACUGACUAAUAGGUUGCCAUGGUGAUGAGCAUCCACUUAGCGUUUAAACGGAGUAGUUUUAUGGAUACAGAUUUUUUUUUGCUUAAGUUCUCAGCAAUGUAGACAAAACAUUUACAUACCUUGAUCAUAACAGUGAGUGUUCAAUAAUAAGGAUUGCAGAUUUUAUUUAUUUCAGUAUUUUGCUAUUUGAAUUUGUAUGUAGUGCAUAUAUAUUGAUAUUCUGAACUACAGUGGAAAGACAACAGUAUUUAGGUAUUUGUUUGAUCAGUGGACGACUCAUUAGGACAGGAAUGUGAACUAUACAUUCAUGUAUUUCCACAGCUGUUUUUACCUCAGAUCAUAUUGGAUAUUUGUCCAUUGAUACUAUACAUGGUGACACAGACAAGGAGUAGGAUAAUUGCUUGAUAUGUCAAUUAUUUAAGUAUUAAUCAGGUUUAUGUGUAAAUUUCUUGUCCCUUUAUCUCCUGCUCUAUACAUUAUUCUUGCCAGGUUUAUAUUUGCACAACAUGCCUUUCUUUAGCAUUGCAUUCUACAUAAUCUAUGGGUUUAUACAAAAAUUUUAUCAGGCAUCAGCUUCAUAUUUUCCACUUGAAAUGAAGCGGAAAUGUUGUCAGUGCAGUUACAAACCAAUCAGUAAUAAGUUUGUGAACUGUAAACUACAUUAUGCUACCCCAACAUGUCACCAAACUAUGUCUGUGGUAUCAAGCUGAUGUUAGAUUUCAUCACCUUGUGCCCCUGUCUCCACUCUUAAAUCCACUCCCUUCUCACUUCGUCAGUGAGCUAUGUCUGUGGUAUCAAGCUGAUGUUAGAUUUCAUCACCUUGUGCCCCUGUCUCCACUCUUAAAUCCACUCCCUUCUCACUUCGUCAGUGAGCUAUGUCUGUGGUAUCAAGCUGAUGUUAGAUUCCACCACCUUGUGCCCCUGUCUCCACUCUUAAAUCCACUCCCUUCACACUUAGUUAGUGAGCUGUGUCAGUGGUAUCAAGCUGAUGUUAGAUUCCAUCACCUUGUGCCCCUGUCUCCACUCUUAAAUCCACUCCCUUCUCACUUCGUCAGUGAGCUGUGCCAGUGGUAUCAAGCUGAUGUUCGAUUCCAUCACCUUGUGCCCCUGUCCCCACUCUCUUAAAUCCACUCCCUUCUCACUUCGUCAGUGAGCUGUCUGUGGCAUCAAGCUGAUGUUAGAUUUCAUCACCUUGUGCCCCUGUCUCCACUCUUAAAUCCACUCCCUUCUCACUUCGUCAGUGAGCUAUGUCUGUGGUAUCAAGCUGAUGUUAGAUUCCACCACCUUGUGCCCCUGUCUCCACUCUUAAAUCCACUCCCUUCACACUUAGUUAGUGAGCUGUGUCAGUGGUAUCAAGCUGAUGUUAGAUUCCAUCACCUUGUGCCCCUGUCUCCACUCUUAAAUCCACUCCCUUCACACUUAGUUAGUGAGCUGUGUCAGUGGUAUCAAGCUGAUGUUAGAUUCCAUCACCUUGUGCCCCUGUCUCCACUCUUAAAUCCACUCCCUUCUCACUUCGUCAGUGAGCUGUGUCUGUGGUAUCAAGAUUUCAUUGACUUGUGUUUCUCUCCCCACUUUUAAGUCCACUCCCUCCGAACUUUGUCAGUGAGCAGAUGCUGUGGUAAAAAGCUGAUAUUAAACUCAUCACCUUGUGCCCUUGUCUCUACUUUUAAGUCUGAUCCCUUCUCACUUUAUCAGUGAGCCAUGUCUGUGGUAUGGAGCUGAUGUUUGAUUCCGUCACCUUGUGCCCCUGUCCCCACUCUCUUAAAUCCACUCCCUCCCCACUUUCUCCAUGGCAUGCUCCAAUUUCUGUCAUUGAAAGAUUUUAUUUCAGCUUGUCUCUUGAUCAUUCUGAUGUAAAUAUGAUUUUAACAAUGUUUAAUUUUUUUAAAGACUCUUGUCUUCGUCAAUACACCAAAUUCUAAACAAAAAAUGAUUUAAAUUGUUGUGUUGGAUAAGAAAUGGAAUAUUGGUACAAAGUGAGAAAGUUAUUUGAAAAUCAAGUAUACAAUCAUUUGAGAGUAUACUAUUGUUCAUAUACAUGUACUACUGAAAGUAAGUCUCAUGAUAUUUAACAUGAUAUAAGAAUGUUUAUCUAGGUAUUGUUGGAAGUCAUGUGAGGAAGAGCAUUUUUUCCUAAUUUUACUCUCACCUCAACCAAAUCUGAAUAGACUGACAUUCUCUAAUUGGUAAAAUUUUAUUAUUGUUCUGUCAAUAUCUUUAUUGUCACAGAGGGUGGUCAAUUAUUGUGACCUACCAUAUUCAAUGCAAGUAAAAUUAUGAAUAUUCAAUAUUUAAACACAAUUGUGUUGAUUGAUAUCCGAUUUCUUUCAUGAAAUUGGAGUUGGAACAACAUUCGGAAACCGUCCAAUGAUAUCCUAGCUUCAGUGUACAUAUAUUUCUGACUUGUGUGUAGAAUUUUUAGACCAGAUUGUUCUAGACUUAGCGCAACAGUAUAUGUAUUGAAGUUCUCAGGACUUACAAAAGUUACACAAGUUAUGAUCCAAAUUGUUUCAACAGCAGUCAUGAAAAUGAAUAUUUCUCACAUCUAUAUUCAAAGGCAAUGUUAAUCAUGCGGCCAAAAUAUAGUUAGACCUGUGAACAAUAAUGCAGUUGUAUAAAAGUGACUUUUAAUUUGCUCAAACUAAGAACUAGUUGUGCUUGUGACUGCAUUUUACCAGUUAUGGAUCUUUGCAUUAUCCUUAUUUAUAUCCUAUUUUUGUUACAUUUUACUUUUUAUGUAUAUUUUAGCAGAAUUUAGAACAAGCCGUUUUAGUUGCAUUCGAAACAUAGGGAUGAAAUCGUUUCAAAGCCAUGACAUUGUUACACAUGAUUGUUGAGGAAGUGCCCUAUACAUCUACAUGUUUGUUGAGAGUCAGUCAUAGGACAGUUCAUUACCAGUCCUCAUUUCUGCUUCAUAAUUCACUCAUAUGAACACUGUACAGUGGUAAUCCUCCUCUGGUAAGGCUGCUGAAAGUAAUGGCUUUUUUCUCUCCUUUGUUUUUACAACACAGUGUUAUGUCAAAUCAUUCCUUUAAGUUAUGGCAUAUCCAGCAAUAGAGCUAAACAGGGGAGGCUACGUUACCUACGAUCCUGUACAGUGUGUGACGACAACAGGAUGGUGACCAACAACUAAAUAUGAAUAAAAUGUUUGAAAACAGAAAA
Ylistrum balloti is the source of this 6290-nucleotide messenger RNA. Its product is annotated as spermine oxidase-like. The coding region runs from base 218 to 1681 and encodes 487 amino acids. The transcript has 5 exons. Lineage: Eukaryota; Metazoa; Mollusca; Bivalvia; Pectinida; Pectinidae. Gene Ontology annotation, molecular function: polyamine oxidase activity. The record is from RefSeq and is a predicted model, not a curated record.